AUGAAAAAUGAUUUUUUUCAAUAAUUUAUAAUUAAGCCGUUUAUUGUUUUUUCCUUCCUUCCAGGUCUUGGCUUUUGUUACUCUAUUAUAAAUGGCCCUACUAAUGCAACGGUCCUUGCUGGUUCAGAAGCCCGUUUUAAUUGCACUGUGUCGGUAGGAUGGAUAAUUCUCAUUUGGCUGUCCAAUGGAAAUCCCGUCCUCACUGUCAUCAAUUCUCAGGGAGCUAUUGAAACGUCAAACCGCUUCACCUCCCAAAAUUAUACCAGUAGCAACGGGUUUACCUCGGAGCUGAUCAUCCGGAACACACAGCUGAGUGACUCUGGAAGAAUUGAAUGCAGCACCCAGGAACCUAAUGAGAAGAGCUUUGCAUUUCUUUCUGUUCAAGUUAAUGGAUCUUUAUUCAUCACAAAUAGCACCUUAAAAGUAAAAGAGAACAAAACAGUUGACAUUGUUUGUGAAGCCUUGGGAUGGGCUCCAGCUCCAGACAUUACCUGGAUGACAAAUGACUCUUUCAUUGAUAAGUCAAGGUAUGUUACCCAGCAAAGUCUAGGAUCUAAUGACCUCCACAAUGCCCUGAGCAUCCUAACUUUCACUCCGACGGACACUGAGAUUCUGACAUGUUUAGCUGACAUAGAAGCACUCCCUAACCCUCAGAAUGCAACUGUGACUGUUAUUUUGGUGAACUCUACCAUCGAAAAUGAUUACAGUGAAGGCAGCAGAGGCACAUGGGUUAUUGUACUUGCAGUUGUGCUGUCAUUUGUUGGUAUUAUUCUGCUGAUCAUUAUUAUUGCGGUGGUUGUACGCUGCUGCUUCCUAAAGAAGAAAG
Molecule: messenger RNA, 826 nt
Organism: Tauraco erythrolophus (red-crested turaco)
Lineage: Eukaryota; Metazoa; Chordata; Aves; Musophagiformes; Musophagidae
Source: RefSeq, a predicted model, not a curated record